AUGUCUUCAAAUGUAUCAAAAACCGCUUUACCACUCCGGGAUCACACGCUUUCAACUGGGCCAGACGCUCCAAACCCAUUGAAUCGUGCCGAUGAAGUAGAAGAUUUACUCAAUGCCGUUCAAUCGCUCAUCAUUCCUUUCAUCAAAUCGGCCGAUGAAGAUGCCAUGACCAAACACACCGGUCAUGGAAAAGCCAUUCCUGGUGGAGGUCCGCGAACCACUCUUCUCGAACAUCACAAACCAGAGAAAUUACUCCAACUGCUAGAUUUCAAUCUUCCCAUCAAUGGAAAAGGAAAAGAGGGUUUAUUAUCAUCCAUCGAGCAAGUGCUCAAAUACAGUGUGAAUACGUGGGAUCAAGGAUUCUUAGAUAAACUGUAUGCAAGCACCAAUGCGGUAGGAAUUAUCUCGGAAUUAAUAUUGGCCGUUUUAAAUACAAAUGUUCAUGUAUACCAAGUUUCCCCUGCCUUGACCAUUAUUGAAAAAACCACGGCAAAAGCCUUUGCCAAUCUUUUCGGUUUCAAUGGUCCUCACGCAGGAGGGAUCUCAACUCAAGGUGGUUCGGCUUCAAACACUACCUCCAUGAUCAUUGCCCGCAAUACCCUCUUCCCAGACACAAAACAAAAUGGAAAUGGAAAUCAUCAAUUUGUUCUCUUCACUUCGGCUCAUGGUCACUAUUCCCUGGAAAAAGCCGCUCAAAUGUGUGGUCUGGGAUCCAAUAACGUGAUUCCCGUCCCCGUCGAUCCUCAAGGUCGUAUGAUUCCCUCUGAACUCGACUCCCUCAUCAAAAAGAGCAUUUCCGAGAACAAAACUCCCUUUUACGUAAAUGCCACCGCCGGAACCACCAUCUAUGGUUCCUACGACCCCUUUACCGAAAUCUCCGCCAUCUGUAAAUCCCACAACCUCUGGUUCCACAUCGAUGCUUCAUGGGGUGGUCCCGCCAUUUUCUCUCCCACCCACGCCUCCAAAUUAAAAGGUUCUCACCUCGCCGACUCUCUAGCCGUAAACCCGCAUAAAAUGUUAAAUGUCCCCGUAACCUGUUCCUUCCUCCUCGCACCCGAUAUCUCAAAAUUCCACAAAGCAAACACUCUCCCCGCAGACUACCUCUUCCACACCAUCGAAGACGGAGCCGAAGUUUGGGACCUCGCAGAUCUCACUCUGCAAUGUGGUCGUCGUGGAGAUUCUCUCAAACUAGCUCUCUCCUGGAUCUACUACGGUACAUCGGGUUUCCAGCAACAAAUCGAUCAUGCUUUUUCCGUGGCAGAAUAUUUUGCCCAGUUGGUAGAGGACCAUAGUGAUCUGGUACUUGUUUCGCAAAAUCCACCGCCCUGUUUGCAGGUUUGUUUCUACUAUGCAAAGGAGGGGAAGCUAGGGGACAAAGAACAAAAUACGAAAAUCACACAGGAUGUAGCGCAGAAAUUGUUGACGAGAGGAUUUAUGGUGGAUUAUGCGAGUGGGGAAAAGGGGAAAUUUUUCAGGGCGGUGGUGAAUGUUCAGACGAGACGGGAAACAAUGGAGGGGUUAGUGAAGGCUAUUGUGGAGAUUGGAGAGGGUGUUGUUGUGUAG
Molecule: messenger RNA, 1563 nt
Organism: Botrytis deweyae
Lineage: Eukaryota; Fungi; Ascomycota; Leotiomycetes; Helotiales; Sclerotiniaceae
Exons: 4
Coding region: 1-1563 (520 amino acids)
Biological process (GO): carboxylic acid metabolic process
Cellular component (GO): cytoplasm
Molecular function (GO): carboxy-lyase activity; pyridoxal phosphate binding
Source: RefSeq, a predicted model, not a curated record